Xyrauchen texanus (razorback sucker) is the source of this 3878-nucleotide messenger RNA. RefSeq lists its product as uncharacterized. Gene Ontology annotation, biological process: regulation of telomere maintenance via telomere lengthening; telomere capping. The transcript is spliced from 21 exons. Gene Ontology annotation, molecular function: telomeric repeat DNA binding. The coding region runs from base 288 to 3695 and encodes 1135 amino acids. NCBI's taxonomy places the organism in Eukaryota, Metazoa, Chordata, Actinopteri, Cypriniformes, Catostomidae. Gene Ontology annotation, cellular component: shelterin complex. The record is from RefSeq and is a predicted model, not a curated record.
CAGUUUGGUUUGUGAGGUGGCCUCGCAUUAGCAAAACCAGCAUGAUAUGGUUUUGUACCACCAGAGGGAGAACUCAGUCAAAAUACACUAUAGACCAGACCAAAGCGGAUUAGACCGGAACCUGCGUCGUCCAGUCUCGUGUUUACAAAUGAACAAAAAGGUCAUGUGGAAAACACAGCGUAAUCAGUAAAUAUUCUGACUGAAAGUACCUUUCUUAUGAAUUAUGUUACUUGGAUGGAGAAAAUAUUAAUUUCGAGGUUCUUUAAACUUGAUUGAAGUUGUAAAGAAUGGACGCGCUGUGGACGAAGCCAAUCGAAGACCCCCUUUCAUUGAUGAGCUUCAUGGUUCCUCCAUUGAGGUUACUCUCUGCAGCCAUGUGGCAGGUGACAGAACAGAGACAAGUGAAGCACUAUGGGAUGCUGGAGGAGUUUGUAACCAUGGUGACGGAGGCUGUGCCUGAGCUCCUGAAUUACCGUCAAAGAGCCCAGCUGAUACUUGGAUUAAGAGCAAGGCUACUUCUGGAGUCGUGUCGUGUUAAAAAUCAAGUGGACAUGGACAAUCUUCAGCCUCAGUUGGAUCGAAUCCGGGGUCCUCGUGUGAACACCACACUCAGUGAGGUUGACAAAGACAUUGAGGAAUCUGAGACCCAUUUUUUGGACCUUGUUCAGACCAUUAUCAACAACCCUGUAGAGAGAGAGAACUUUUUUCAGAAUGUUUUCCCAGUGGAAUACGGGCCAACAUUUGACAAAACAAUUCAUACACUUAUGGAAGACUUCCUCCUGCAGCUUGAUCGGAUGAUAUCAGUCCCAGAUCUUUCACAGACGGUCUCGUGGCUCAGGGCUUGUCCCUCUCUUCUAGACAAGUGUCUUCAUUCAUUUACGGUCCCGAAGCAAAUGAAGAUCCUUCUUGAACACCAGAGAGCUAACGGACAUCUUCUGGAAAAUGAGUCUCUUCCACUGGUUCGAGUCGUCAUACCCAGUGACCACACAGAAUCUGGUGACCUGUCUGAAUUGGGAAAUGAUUUAGAUGGCCUUGAAGAUGAUUGCCACAGUUCUAUAACCCCAUCUGAUUUCCAUAUCUCUGGCUGGUCAGCUAAGGGAACACUCAAGAAAGAGACAAUUGAACUGAUGGAGAGAGAAGAUGAAGAAGAAGAUGAUGAUGAUGACGAUGAUAAUAAUGAUGAUGAUGAGGAAUACUUGCCAACCAAAAGUGAUAGGGGAACGCUUGCUCAUUCUCGGAAUCAAACCAGCACGAAAAGAACACUAGGGAAAUCCAAUAAAAGGAAAAGAGAUGACAAAGACGUUGAAGUGUCCAGAGAAUUCACGUUUAUCAAUCACUUGGGGGCAUAUACAGACGAGGCUUCUUAUCCCACCACCGAGGCUUCAAAAGUCCCUUGGACAGAUGAAGAAACAUUCAGUCUCAUCGACAUAUGGGGGAAAGACAGUAUCCAGCGAACUCUGAAAGACUGUGCCCACAACCGCCACAUAUUCAACCUCAUCUCAAAGAUGAUGUCCGAGCGAGGGUUUGCCAGAACAGCAGAACAGUGUCACACCAGGAUAAAACGCUUAAAAAUGAGCUUUCGACAAUGCCAUGAAAGCAAUAUGAGAGGAAAAGUGCGACCCGAAUGGAAGUUCUACAAUCUGCUUGAGAAAAUCAUCUGUGGUAAAGAGUCCUUUACAAACCAAGAAGUCCGUAUCAACGCUAAAGACGACACAAUUUCGUACGAGUCCACAGGACAGCAGGAGGAAGAGGACACUACAGACCAGGAAUUUCUUGGUCAUGCCGGACAGGAGGACACUAGGAAUGUUUCAUGGACAGACCUGGAGACUCAAACCCUGAUCAAGAUCUGGGGAGAGGACAGAACCCAGCGAGAACUGAGAGGAGUCCACCAGAACGGACACAUCUUCGCCAUGAUCUCCAAAAAGAUGGCCGCUCACAGUUACAUCCGAACGGCAGAACAGUGUCAGACUAGAAUGAAGAGACUGAAGCAGUGUUUCAAACAGUGUUCUGAGAAUAACCUCAGCACGGAGGGCAAAGAACCAGUUGAAUUUAAAUUCUAUAAACAGAUGGAGAAAAUUAUGAGUAAUGAAGAGUCCAGUCACAUGCUUUUGCCAGAGGUCAAAGACGAAGAAUCGGACAGUGAAUACCAGGUGUACACAUACCAGGAUAUAGAAACGGCAGUGAACUGCACAGACGACAGGAAGAAGGUUGCGUGGUCCGAUGCAGAGACGUUGAUUCUCCUGCAGUUAUGGGGUGAUGAGCAGGUCCAGCAGAACCUGCAGCGUUGCCCUCACAACGGCCACAUCUACUCUGAGAUCUCAGCCAAGCUGAACGCCCACGGCUACCCGCGCUCCGCUGAGCAGUGCCAAACCAGAAUCAAACGGCUGAAGAUCAGUUACCGGCAGUGCAGAGACCGCAUCAGUUCAUCUGAAGCCGAACAUGUAGAUUUCAAAUUCUAUGAUCUGAUGGAAGACAUUUUUCAAAAGAAUUCUUCUCCCAAAGUGCCAGAAGUGCAAGAUAAUGAAUCCUUUAGCACCAUCAAAUCAGAAUCUCAGGAGGCCUGCAGCAGUGUGGAGCAGACAGCAUCAGGUUUCUGGUUAGACGCAGAAACUGAAGCUCUCAUAGAUGUGUGGGCAGAAGAUGAGGUGCAGAACGCCCUGAGAGGCUCCAUCCAUAAUGGCCACGUAUUUGCUGAUAUAGCAGAGAAACUGAACAGUAAGGGAUUCCUCAAAACACCAGAGCAAUGCAGACUGAAGAUCAAGAACAUGAGGAAGAAUUUCCGACAGUGUUAUGAAAAGAAAAAAUGUGGCAUAAAGGAAGUAGGUUUUAAGUUCUAUGAUAAACUGGAGCAGGUGUUGGGCGAUGAGGACUUUUCCACGGAUGACUUUGAUGAGAAAGAUGAUCAGGAUGCAGAAUCCCAGUGGGCAGGAGUUGUUGCAGUGACUGAAUCAGGCAGGAAGAUGCCCUGGUCACACCAGGAGACCCAGGCUCUGCUGGAGAUCUGGGGUGAGGGUCGUGUGCAGCACAGCCUCAAGAGCUCCCUGAAAAACAGGCACAUCUACAGAUACAUUUCAAAGAAAAUGGCAGCACUGGGUUUCAACAGAACGGGCGAACAGUGCCACUCACGGGUGAAAAGACUCAAAGCCCAGUUUUACUAUGAAGGCAAGGAAGAGUGUAAAUUCUACGAUCAAAUGGAACAGAUUCUUUUAAAGGACACAAGCACUGACAAAACAUCUGAUGAGCAGGACAUCAGCGAGCUGGAAUCCAUAACUGAUUCUGAUUCAGAAUCAGCAGCUCUCUCCAAACCCACCUCUGGGGAAGGGCCGAAGCUGACGUGGGGUGACGUUGAGACGCGGGCUCUCAUAUCCAUCUGGGGGAGUGAUAAGAUCCAGGAGAAGUUGAAAGUCAGUGUCAUACGCAGACCUAUUUUUGAGCAGAUCGCUCAGGCCAUGGCUGAUAAGGGCUUCAGCAGAUCCGCAGAACAGUGUCGGACCAGGAUCAAAAGAUUGAAGGCUAGCUACCGCCAGUGUCUGGAAAGUUACAGAAAUAAUGGGGAGAAGGUGUAUUGGAAGUUCUUCAGCCAGAUAAAGAAAAUAUUUGAAAAGUAUCCAUAUUUAGAUGAGGCCGAAACCACCGUGACUCAAAAGCCAAAGACAGUUGGGAGGGAAACCGCCAGCACGUCUGCAAAUGCAUAAAGCUCAGCUUAUGGGUUUGGAGCAACCUUUGAAAAGGUUUUCAGUUCAACUCCACCACAGAAUCUCCUGUGGAGUGGGCAUAAAACUGACUUUCUCCUCCAUAUCUGGCCUGAGAGGUACAAACGGGACCUGACAUUGAGGUAUUUUCUGUCACAUGGCCUGUGGAUGAUGGAGCAAGGGGAC